AUAAAAUGUGAAGCUGCAAUAAAGAAAAUGUUUGUCAGAUUUUUUCAGUUCACAUUAUUGCAAAUUCAUGUUUAAAUGUAAUUGUUUUUACAUUUAUUGUAAUAAUAUGUUUUUGUUUUUUUAAUCACUUAUUUGUUUUGGAAAUUAGAGUUGUGUGCAUUUGUUACAUAAAUCUGCUAGAUACCAUAGAAGAGUAUUAUUGUCAUCAUCAUCACAAUAGUACAAUAAUCCAUACAUCUAUUUGUAGCACUUUAGUGCGCCGGUAUUAAUAAGCCAGUAAACAUUAUUUUAACUAUCCAUCGUUAGAGUGAUGAUAUUGUAGGUCAAGAUGGCGCGCCAUGAUCUAGAGUGAGUCAUGGCGUCCCUAGAGUCCACAAAACAGCAGCGUGCAUGGCCACUUUUCAGAAUGGACUUAACUGCUUCUAAUACAGAGCGAGAACUGCAUGGACUUUAUUUUAAACAACACGUUCUAUACAUGAAUUAACCAAAGGAGUAUUAUAUUCCAUUUAGAUGCUUUGUUUCGAGGUUUAAAGCGAAAUAUUUGUUGGUAAAGACGACCUAAUGGGUCUUUCAGGUAAUCCAUAUUCAUCCGCUCAGAGUUCCUGCCUCACGCGCAGUGAAGGGAGCGGAACCCGGAUGGAACUGUCAUGGCUGCCGUCACCGACCUGCCAGUCUAAAGAGAAAAAAGAGGAGCCUUUAUUCUAAAGCAUGGAGGUCAACCUGACAACAUCCGAUGAUCCCCCUGAAAGCCAUGAUCUGAGCCAGGAUGAUGACACCUCACUGGACCAAACUUUGCCUCUCGAUUUGGCACAUCAGCUUCCAGAGACAGCCUCUUGCAAUGAACAUUGUGACCAAGAUGAAACACCCCCUGAGGAGUCAGCCACUGAUAAUCUUCCUACAGACGGCAAAGCUUCUGGAAAGACUCCAUGUAAGAUGCAGCAGGGUGCAAUCUUCUCUGGAAAAAUACUGAGUUUUUGUUGCUCUGAAUGCAAAGAUGACACCACUUACAGCCCUAACGACUUGCUGAAACAUUUUCAAGGAACACACAAGGGGACUCUUCCAACUUAUCCUUGUGAUCUGUGCUUGUUUGUCACCAAUGAAUUCUCAUCUCUUCAGCGGCAUCGCAUCGGACAUCGAAACACUUUGGUCACGUGUGAGAUUUGCAACGAUGGGGUGCAGUAUUCGCUUCUUUUGCUCACCAGGCACUUUACCAACUGCCACAGCCGUAAUGGACAAUUUCUCUGUAAAAAGUGUGAGUUCUCCACCCGAGAUGCAGGAACCUUUGUUCAACACAUCCAUCAUCACAACGAACGUAGUCACAAAUGUGUGAAAUGUCCACAUACUAGCUCCACACAAGGGGAGCUGCAGAGGCAUAACAUGGUGCAUUCUGGGACUUUUCCUUUCUCUUGUCAGAUUUGUGGCUAUAGUGCAGGUCGCAGAGAUUAUCUGAACAAACAUCUUACUGUGGCACACGGUGAGGAAAUGAACAAGUGGCGAACCAAUGAGGACAGUUCUGGAGUUAAUUCACCUGGAUUAAAACGGUUGCUUAAAAAGUCUCCUCCAGUUGGAGGAUCCAGAGAAUCGCAGUGGAUGUCAAAACGUAACUCAAUCCCCGGUGUAGGUCUGCUUGAUCAUAACGGCAGGUUGUUUAAUCCUGAAAAAACCUUGGAGGAGACCCAGCAGUUCCUUGAAAGAGCUGUUGGGGUUAAAAAAGAGAGUGUUAAAUGGACAAAGUCGCCCCUAAAAAGUGAGCCGCAAACUUUGCACCUCAUUCCAUCAACAACGCCACAACCAAAGUUACAAGAGCAUGAGAUUAGUCCAGGAAGUCCAGGACUUCUGAAUUCAACCAACAGCAAUGGACUGACUGUCCUUAUGGUGAAAAAUAAGAUUUCUAUUCCACCGAAUUGCACCACUAAAGUCAUGGGCUUUAAGAUGGUAGAUGGUAAAAAACAUUUAGUUCUAAAAGUCAUACCGACAAAACAAGAGGACUCCACUGAAAGUGAGGUUUCUGAUUCACACCUUGGUGACGAUGAAGAUAAAAUAACCAGCAGCCCCUGCUCUUCAUCCUCACCAAGCAUAGGAUCUCUCCUCAGUUUAGAGUCUGGAGAAUCAAAUGAGAUAUCUUCAAUAAAAGAUGAGUCACAGGAAGUUGAAAAUCACAUUGGCAACCAUCUUCCCCCGACAGAGGAGCACAAAGUUAGCUUUGAGAUUGCAAGGAAAGAUAAAGCAGGGCAGGUUAAUAAUGAGGAUACUGAAGUCUCACAUAGUGUUGAAGUACUGUCCAUGGCAUCAAAAGAUGCUGCACUUUCCCUCUGUCAGAGCCGUCAAUCCAAUGGAAGGUCAUUGCCUCAUCUUCAUGAGGUAUCUUUUCUCUGUUCAAGUGAGAAAUGCUCCACUGAUGAUAUCCAGACAGCCAGCACACUUCCUGUUUCAACUAAAGAGCUUUCCUCCACUGAUUCUGAGACCACACUUUCUGAUUUGCAGAUGGCUCAAGUAGAUUCAUCUAAAUACAAAGCUAAAGCGAUAGCUUCGGUUAUGGAUGAACCCUCAGGAUCACAGUCAUCUGCUGAUGAAACCACAUGUCCUGAUGCAGUUUCUGAUUUAGAAUCAAACCCUGAAAUGUCUGUAGAAGGCAAAUCCACAAACACUGAAAUUCUGAAAUCUAAACUUCCAUCAAAAACAACUGUAGAUGCAACAUUUUCGGUUAUGUCGGAAGAAACAUGUGAGAAUAGUACUGAACCAAACUCCCCUAUUAAAAGUCCUGUCAAAAAGAGCAUCUUUGAUUUAGUGGCUAAAGAAGGGGAGGAGAAAGUUGAGACCUCUUCCGCAGAAGUCGGAGAGAGCUUUCAGUUUUUCUCAAAUGCUCAUUCUGACUCAAGUGAGACUCCAGCCUCAGACAGUAUUGUUGUAAAGUCCUCUGAGGUAACUAAAAACAAAACCACAAAGGCAAACGCACAAAAUGAAACUAGUAAAAGUGCAUCAACUGAAGCCAAAGAUAGUAACACAGAAGUUGAAAAUAACUUUCUCAAUUCCCCAAGUCAAGAGGUCUAUAGUUUCCACAAUUAUUCUAAAGACACUUCUGGGAGCUCUCCUGAUUCAUUGCUGCCUGAGGAAGACACACCGCAGGGCCUGGAGGAAGAAGAGUGCGAGGAGGAUUUUGGUGAUUGGAGCUUAACUCUUCCAGCAUCACCUCCUCUUCCAACUGAAGAAGAUAGCAAGGGAGGGGCUAAUGAGAGUGAUUUGGUCUCUCAAAGUGGAGAGAAAGCAUUAGAGAGAGUGUCAGAUAGUGAUAUUGAGGUCGAUGAGUGCAUAGCUACUGUAGAUGAUUCACUCAUGCCUGAGCUUCCAGAAAAAGGAGAAGCAGCUUGUUCAUCAGCACCAGAGAAGAAACAAGAAGGCAUCACCUUUGCGAGUGAGAACACCGCAGCAAGCGUGAAUAGUGCGGCUGUUUUGGGCAAGAUACUCGAAAAGCACUCAGAUGCCAUAAUCAGUCAGCAACUUGAGAAAGAAAGAAUGAGGUCUUCAGUGACAGUACAAGAAACUGCUAGACCGACCAAAACCACACUUCGGAUCUUGCAGACACCUGAAGGAAAACAGCAGAUGUUCCUUCAAACUACAGACACUCCAUACGCCGUGCCAGUUCAGCUGAAAAGUGGAGCUGGGUUCAAGCUAAUUACUAAGUCCUGUUCUCCCAAAAUUAAUGUGUCUUAUGUGAAACCUGGGAUUGAGAUGGCCAGCAAGGCUACGGGAGUAGCUCUCACUUUAAACGGAGGCAGAAUCGGCAUGUCUGCACAAAGUUCAAAUCUUGAAACAAAAGGUCAAGCGUCUGCCCAGAUGACACCAAGUGGCAGUGGAAACCGCUACUUUGUCAAUGCUUCUGCUCUUAAAACAUCUCUUCUCUUAUCAGGUGCUGUCAAGUCCUCAUCCGGAGAACAGGUGACCAACGUGCCACAGACUUGUUAUUUGGUUCAGAGACCACUCCCCGUUACCCCGGUUAGUAGUGAGUCAAGUGGUUCAAGUUCUAAGACUGUACUUGCAACUCGUCCUGUAUUGGCCAUGCCUGUGAAUGCUGCAGAUAAAACCAGUCCCUUGCAGACUGGGAGGCAAGCUUACUUGGUUAGAUAUAUUUCUCCUGCCAAGUCAGGUAUACUUGUAAACAAUUCAGACGGGAAAACGUUGAACCAGGGCAACCAAGUGAACGAUGCUGGCAAAAACAGGGUUUUCCUUAAGAUAGUUAGAGGUCCCAACGGCACUAGAUUUCUCUCCACUGCUCCAUACACCACAGCCAAAAAAUCUGUAUACCUUGCCACAAGCUCUCUACAGUCACCUUGUUUGUUAAUGUCCUCAAAUAAAUCUUUAACCAAUGUGUCGGCAGGACUUAAAACCUCUACUAAUUCACAAGGUCUCAUUCAUAAACUCAUCCCCGCAUCCCAGCUUAAACACAUUCUAUCCCAGUCCAAAGCUCAAAUCAAAAGCAGGGCUGAUCACGAUGUAGCAUUACAGAAGUCGCCGCUUGUUCCCUGUUCCAUCCGUCCACGAAGCCAAAGGAAACGGAGGCGAAGGGCUUUGUUUGAGGAAAUGCUGGAGAGCUCCUCCAAAAUGAGGAGAAUCUCAAGCAAGUCGUCGGCCGAGAAAGACGCUACCUCAAUUUGGGAGCCUGUUGCGAAAGAUGUCGUGAGAACGCUGAGGCUCUGUCCCUUUAGUCCACUUCAAGAAAUCAGAUGUCCUCGGCGUAAUCAGCCUGUGGUUGUGCUGAACCAUCCAGAUGCAGACAUUCCUGAAGUUGCUAGCAUCAUGAGGUCAGUGAACAAAUACAGAGGUGAAGUUCUCAAGGUGGCACUGUCCCAAAAUACAGUUAAAGCCCUGUCGGAGUCUCCAAGAACACUUUCAAAGCAGAGUGCUUCCAAUGGCAGUGGGGCUGAAAGAUCAAGGCCAGUAGGAGGUGCUGUUCAAGAGAGAUUCAUACUGAAACUGAAGUUAAAAAAGACUAGCAGAAAUAAAUAUGAGGUGGUGAGGUCCUCAUCUGCUGGUUCAGAGCAGCAGUCAACAUUUUGUUGCUGGUUUUGCGGCCGAGUUUUCAACAACCAAGAGGACUGGAUUGGCCAUGGUCAACGGCAUCUAAUGGAGGCAACAAGAGACUGGAAUAAGCUGUACUAAUGCAACUACAGAGCCCCUGGAUUGGGCAAAAUGCCAUCCCUCAUUGUAGAAAACAGAUUUCUUUGUAAUAUUUUCUUUUUUUAAAUAGUACAGUAAGAUACAGUUAACCUGUUGAUAUUAUUUUUCCAUAGAUUUUUCUUCAGAAGCUUUUAAAGGGUAUAGUGUAAUAGAGAAGACUUUGGUACCUGAAACAAGUGUGUAUGUAAAUAAUUUUCACCCUUGUAUAUUUAAAUCAAAACCCUGGAGUAUGUAUAGAACGGAACUGUGAAAACUGGACACUGUAUGUUUAUGGUGCAAGCAGAAAGAUCACUGGUAUAAGAUGGUGCUGUCUCUUAUAGACCUCUUUUAAUGCAGACAAUUGAACUGAAUACUCAGGUAAUUCCAUAAUUUUUGAAUGAAUGAGUGAAUGCUCCAGUUUAUAAAAAAAAAGUAAUCUGUGUUUGAUUGUAGAUUUUUAUGUACCAUCUAAGUACAGUUUAAGUUGGCUACAUUGUUAUACCUACAUCACUGAACCAAUUUUAAUUUCCAAUUAAUGUCCUUUUGGGGCUUUUCAGAGAAAUCGAAUUUGAUAUGCAAAUUUUAAAGGGGUAGUUCACCUAGAAAUAAACAAUUUUCUCACCCUCAUGUCAUUCCAAACCCGUACAGCUUUUUCUUAUGUGAAACGCACAAAAAAAAAAAACCUUGUAUCACCAGUAUUAUCCAUGCAGUUAAAGUCAGUGGGGUCUAAAACGUCAGACCCCACUGAAUUUCAUUCUGUGGACAUUUUUCAAAAUAUCUUCAUAAAGGUUUGAUGUGACAUAAGGGUGAAUAAAUGAUGAUUGAAAUGGUGAACCAUCCCAACUGGUUCCUGUGGAAACCAUCCUGUUAAAAUGUUGUGUACUUUGAGGUGGUUUGCCAUUAACACGCAGUAUUUGUUCUCAUGUUGUUUAUUUGGGUCAGUUUCAUGUUUCGCUGGUACCAUGCAUCUCCCUUCAUAAUGUCAGUUCAGACCCGGUGUCAUUUCAGUAGCAAUAAUGGACUUUAUAAUGCUGUAGUUGGAAUUUUUCUCUGUAAAGAUAUUCUGAAUCUACAUCCGUCAGUUAUGGCUUUGGUGCUUUUGUUGUCCUUUUCCUUAUUUGAAAUGAAGUAAUGCACCUGUAAAUGUACUAUUAUGCUUUACUAAAAAAAACAUAAAACAGGAUGUAUUGAGAUGCAAGCCAACAAACCUCAAAUAGCCAACCAAACACUAACUGUAUUUUCAUUUUCUGUGAUACUUGAGUGCCUCAUUCUGCCUCAAAGUUUUAACAAGAGGGUCUGUUUUUCCAUGGUAAAGUCCAGAUUUGUGAGAUUCUUGUGUGCUUAGCAGAGUUCAAAGAUUGAAAGUUGUGACCAUUUAUCCUCGCUACAUUGAUUUUUGUUUUCAACUGAUUUAUAAAGCCACAAAAUUGUGGCUUCAGACACUAUAUUCUCAUUGAUAGCCCUAAUAUCAAGUCUUUUCAAAAUGGGUUUAUGUUUCAUAGAAACAAUUGGUUGACAGUUUAAAACUCGUCAAAACACAGCUGAGAUGGUCAUUUGAGUUAUGACAUUUAAUAUAUUCUUUGCAUUAAAAGCCCGGUUUACUAGGAAUUCAGUACUAGUAUUGUUUUAAACGUCAACACUGUCCAUAGCUGAUGGUGUACUCAAUGGUGCUUUUAAAUCUAUUUGAGUUUGCUAAUUUUUUAGGUUUUUAAAAAAAUAUAUAAUUUCUUGUUAACACCCCACAAGUGCUCUGAUCUGCCACACUUUAGUCUCCCCGAGAGAUCUCUGUAAUUGUUAGGACAAUGUCUUCAUUUGUCUGUGUCCAUUAAUUGGUCUUUGUCCGUUGUGCUUGAAAGAAGCUUUGAUGGCAGAGAGGUAAUAAUCCAUCCUUGAUUUAAGUAGCUAGUGUUCAGUGUUUUAUAGUUGUCCGAAUAAAUCAGUGGAUUUUCUGAAGCUUUACUUUCCCAUGUUCAGUCAGUUACCUACUUUGUUUCUAACAUGUGAGAACUAUGUUGUUGGCCUAUAAAGUUUUAUUUUCAAUAUUCACUCAGUAUGUUUGUCACCCUCUUUGUGACACGACAAUCACUGUUAUACAUUUGAAGUAGUGGAUCUGUUUAUGCAAACCAUAACAGUUGACUAAUAUUCAGCUCAAAUGGACCAGCUUGAAACGAGUAUGUCACGCCAUGGAAGAGCAAAAAUUUAGUCCUCACUCAGACACCUGUCAACCAAAUAAUGUUUGUCCUCAAGCAAAAACGUCCUUUCUUCUUGUUGUAAUGCCCAUGUCACACAGGUUUUAUUGGGAUCUGAGAGACGAGUUUAUUUUUUUAUGCUAAGUGCCUAAAAUGUGAUGCACCAGGUUGACACUAUAUUGUACUGUAUUUACCUCCUUGCAGUUCCUUCUUUAAUAAAUGUAAAUACCUUUGAAGAAGAUGG
Molecule: messenger RNA, 7587 nt
Organism: Onychostoma macrolepis
Lineage: Eukaryota; Metazoa; Chordata; Actinopteri; Cypriniformes; Cyprinidae
Product: zinc finger protein 518A
Exons: 2
Coding region: 709-5157 (1482 amino acids)
Biological process (GO): regulation of transcription by RNA polymerase II
Cellular component (GO): nucleus
Molecular function (GO): RNA polymerase II transcription regulatory region sequence-specific DNA binding; DNA-binding transcription factor activity, RNA polymerase II-specific
Source: RefSeq, a predicted model, not a curated record